AUGUCUCACAUCCUUGGGGGGGGGGUGUCUUUGUGGGAGGGGGGUGGUUUAUUGGUUGGCUCUCAACCGAGCGGGAAGAGAGCCCUCACUGAUGCCCGAAAUCAGAGCUGGACAGCCGACCUACCGCAAGAACCUCCUCCUGCCGCAGCUGUAACCGCCAUCUUCCCCGACACCUCUCUUAACCCUCCCAGUCUUGUUUGA
This is a messenger RNA of Knipowitschia caucasica, 201 nucleotides long. The record is from the annotation of a GenBank genome assembly. Lineage: Eukaryota; Metazoa; Chordata; Actinopteri; Gobiiformes; Gobiidae.